GGCGGCCGGAGCCCGCCCGGCAGAGGUCCGGGCGCCGUAGGGGGUGCGAAGGGACCCGCGUCGCCACGGAGAUGGCGCGGCACGUGCGGUGAGGGCGCCCGCGCCCCGAAGGUCCCAGCCCUGUGCCCGCGUCCCCGGAAGAGCAUGGAGCGCCCGGAGCCCGAGCUGAUCCGGCAGAGCUGGCGGGCGGUGAGCCGCAGCCCCCUGGAGCAUGGCACUGUCCUGUUCGCCAGGCUGUUCGCCCUGGAACCCGACCUGCUGCCCCUCUUCCAGUACAACUGCCGCCAGUUCUCCAGCCCGGAGGACUGUCUCUCCUCCCCCGAGUUCCUGGACCACAUCAGGAAGGUGAUGCUGGUGAUUGAUGCUGCGGUGACCAACGUGGAGGACCUGUCGUCGCUGGAGGAGUACCUUGCCGGCUUGGGCAGGAAGCACCGGGCAGUGGGUGUGAAGCUCAGCUCGUUCUCGACAGUGGGCGAGUCCCUGCUCUACAUGCUGGAGAGGUGCCUGGGCCCCGCCUUCACACCGGCCACGCGGGCCGCCUGGAGCCAGCUCUACGGGGCCGUGGUGCAGGCCAUGAGUCGAGGCUGGAGCAGCGAGUAGAAGGCGACCCAGCCUGGUGGCCCCUCUGUGUCUGCCAUGUAGCCCAGGCUCCGCAGACCUCCUUGCGUCUUGGUCUUUGUCCCUUUGUCCCUUCUGGAGAGGUGAUGGAGCAGGGCUGGUCUCAGUCCCCUACUGACCUGCAGAAGGGGUGGCUUUUCCUUCAGGAAGGGGCAUCUGGGUUCCCCUGAUCCCCAAAGCUUCUCCCUGCCUGCCGUUUUGUCUCCCUGGCAUCCCUUCUUGGCCCAGAAGGAGGAGAGGGUUUUGGUGGUAGAGGUGGCAUGGGGCUGGGGGCAGAUGGGGCUCUUCCAUCUGCCCACCUUCUCGGGUGAGCAGGGGCGAAACGGCGAGCUCCGGGCACCUUGCACCUCGCCUGCCCAGGCCCUUUGGAACUGUCCUACUUGAUCCUGAAAGGAAGGGCAGCUUUGGCCCUCCUGGUGGCACCCCAGACAGGAGGCAAGAAUCCGGAGAACUGUCCGGAAAGGAAGGUGACCUUUGGCAGCUCAGGUGCCAUCCGACAGGGGUUUUUUUCCCGGUCCUGUACUUCAGGUGGGAGCUCCCCAUGGCUCUGUGGGAGCCCAGCUACCGCCUGGGCAGGAGGGCAAGGAGGGAGGGGCUCUGCCUUCCAGACCCCAGUCUGGGGCUCUUCCCCACCACCCCAUGCCAGCAGAGCUGGGUCUUGCCUCCCAACCCACCUUUCUUCCUCAGCCCCCACUGCCCGCCCCUUCCCAAUCCCCGCUGCGUGUCUGUGUACAGGCAGGGGAGAGAGAGUGGCAGGAGAGGCCCCGCCCUGCCUGCGCCGCUGCACGUCUGCUCCUGCCCUGCGCUGCGGUUCGCUAAGCUCAC
Tupaia belangeri chinensis (Chinese tree shrew) is the source of this 1443-nucleotide messenger RNA. RefSeq names its product neuroglobin (gene NGB). The transcript has 4 exons. The record is from RefSeq and is a predicted model, not a curated record. Lineage: Eukaryota; Metazoa; Chordata; Mammalia; Scandentia; Tupaiidae. Bases 145 to 600 code for a protein of 151 amino acids. Gene Ontology annotation, molecular function: heme binding; oxygen binding.